Meyerozyma guilliermondii ATCC 6260 is the source of this 1374-nucleotide messenger RNA. It is a transcript of the gene MSN4, whose product is annotated as stress-responsive transcriptional activator. Gene Ontology annotation, biological process: regulation of transcription by RNA polymerase II. The record is from RefSeq and is a predicted model, not a curated record. The transcript has a single exon. The coding region runs from base 1 to 1374 and encodes 457 amino acids. Gene Ontology annotation, molecular function: RNA polymerase II cis-regulatory region sequence-specific DNA binding; DNA-binding transcription factor activity, RNA polymerase II-specific. Lineage: Eukaryota; Fungi; Ascomycota; Pichiomycetes; Serinales; Debaryomycetaceae.
AUGGCGCAACAAUCACUGGUGUUCGACACCUACCUCACAAACUACACCUCCGGGCUUGGAACCCCCACAGACCCGCCCACGGACAUGCCCGCGGAGUACCAGGAUCCCACCCAGCUCCGGUCCAGCUCGUCUGCCACUGCCGCAGCUAUGGCUGCAACUGGCUACGGUUUCGAGCGACUCCAUGAAUUGCCCGAGUUUCCCUCUAUGGAGGUGCCCGAUCUCAAUUCCCAGCUUGAAUUGCACAACGAGGUGUUUUUUGGCCCGCCAGCUGACGAAUACUCCCACAUAAGAGCGCUGAUGUCGUCAUCUUCGUCGUCGUUGCCGCAACCAAAAACCACUGCCAAUACCACCCCGGAGUUUGUUUCUCCGCCCAAACAUCACCGACUGUCUUCCACGUCGAGUCUUCCCAUAGACCAACUCAAUUUGUUGAGCAUCAAGCCACCAGCUCCCUUAUCUUCGACGCUGACUCCGUCUCCACGAAACGGCAUUUUCCCCAGAUCCCAGGACCAAAACGACCUGGAAAAUCCCACCAUUAAUCCGCUCCAAUUGCUCAAUAUGCAACCCAACCAAGCCUCCGCUUCCACCCAACCAAACAACAACGGAACCGCAAAGUACAUUCUUCCAUCUUCAUCGUCUUCUCCAGCUCUUUCCACACUUUUCCUCGAGAGCCAAAAUGGCUCCAAUCCACCAGCACCCAAACGGCUGCACUCCAUCAGCUCUCCCAACGCAUUUGACUUCAAUAUGAACGACGAAUGUUUCAACGCCAUUUCGUACUGGCUCAACAAUACCCUCAAGAAUGCCGACGAGCGCGACCUUCGAGCAGCGGAAAUUGUCGUCAAUCCCACCGGAAUCAUCAAGCCUCCUCAUUACCGCCGGCGCAAUUCGAUCCAGGUUGUUAGUCGGCCCGCCGACAGAAGAAUGGAAACCAGACGAAGACGUCGUAGUUCCAUGAUGGAAACUGACGAAAAUGUCGACGAAAAUGUGGAAGAAGACAUGGAAACCAAUACAGGAAACGACCCACACGCCCCACAAUCAUUACCCUCUGCCUCAUCAACAGCAACUACUCCAAUGACGCCGGUCCAUAAAGUGUCUCCAAGUUCUACAGCCGACGAUGACGAUGAUGGAAAACCAUUUCCCUGUCCAGAUUGUUCGAAACAAUUCAAGCGGUCCGAGCACCUCAAGCGGCAUAUCCGGUCGGUGCAUUCUAACAUAAGACCGUUCCAUUGCAAGUAUUGCGACAAGAAAUUCAGUAGAUCUGACAAUCUUGCCCAGCACUUGAAGACACACUACAAGGUCAAUGCCAAUGGAUCUACAUCGAUUAUCUACGGCAACCCCAAUGUGCACAACAGAGGAGGAAGAAGGGCCAGUAAGUAG